Messenger RNA from Penicillium diatomitis, 1620 nucleotides. RefSeq names its product putative 1,4-beta-D-glucan-cellobiohydrolyase (gene cbhB). Bases 1 to 1620 code for a protein of 539 amino acids. Lineage: Eukaryota; Fungi; Ascomycota; Eurotiomycetes; Eurotiales; Aspergillaceae. Gene Ontology annotation, biological process: carbohydrate metabolic process. The transcript has a single exon. Gene Ontology annotation, molecular function: hydrolase activity, hydrolyzing O-glycosyl compounds; cellulose binding. The record is from RefSeq and is a predicted model, not a curated record. Gene Ontology annotation, cellular component: extracellular region.
AUGAAGGGAUCAAUCUCGUACCAGAUCUACAAGGGAGCUCUCCUGCUCUCGUCUCUGCUGAGCUCAGUAUCAGCCCAGGGAGCCGGUACUCUCACUCCCGAGAACCACCCUUCCUUGAGCUGGUCCAAGUGCUCUGCCGGUGGAAGCUGCUCUGCUGUCAGCGGUAGCGUGGUCAUUGACGCCAACUGGCGUUGGGUUCACGACAAGAGCGGCACGAACUGCUACACCGGUAACACCUGGGAUGCCACUCUGUGCCCCGAUGACAAGACCUGUGCCGCCAACUGUGCUGUCGAUGGUGCCAACUACGCUAGCACCUACGGUGUGACCACCAGCGGUGACUCUCUGCGCAUCAACUUUGUCACCAACGGCGGCCAGAAGAACAUUGGUUCCCGUCUGUACCUGCUGGAAAACGACACCACCUACGAGAAGUUCAACCUCCUCAAUCAGGAGUUCACCUUCGACGUCGAUGUCUCCCACUUGCCUUGCGGCCUGAACGGUGCCCUCUACUUCGUCGACAUGGACGCUGACGGUGGUAUGGCCAAGUACCCUACCAACAAGGCUGGUGCCAAGUAUGGUACUGGAUACUGUGACUCUCAGUGCCCCCGUGAUCUCAAGUUCAUCAACGGUGAGGCCAACGUUGAGGGCUGGACUCCCUCCACCAACGACCCCAACUCGGGUAUUGGUGACCACGGUACUUGCUGUGCUGAGAUGGACAUCUGGGAGGCCAACUCUAUCUCCGAGGCUCUCACUCCUCACCCUUGCGACACUCCCGGACAGACCAUGUGCUCGGGCAACUCCUGCGGUGGUACCUACAGCACUGAUCGCUAUGGUGGCACUUGCGAUCCUGAUGGAUGUGAUUUCAACCCUUACCGCCAGGGUGCGACUGGCUUCUAUGGUGCUGGCAAGACCGUUGACACCACCGCUCCCUUCACCGUGGUCACUCAGUUCCUCACCAGCGACGGUACCUCAUCCGGUACCCUGAACGAGAUCAAGCGUUUCUACGUUCAGAACGGCAAGGUGAUCGGUCAGCCCCAGUCCACCGUGGCUGGUGUCACCGGCAACACCAUCACCGACUCCUACUGCAAGGCUCAGAAGGCCGCCUUUGGUGACACUGAUGAAUUCACCAAGCACGGUGCCUUGGCCGGUAUGGGUGCCGCUUUCGAGGAGGGUAUGGUUCUGGUCAUGAGUCUCUGGGAUGACCACAACUCCAACAUGCUGUGGCUCGACAGCACCUAUCCUACCGACUCCACUGCCCUCGGUGCCAAGCGUGGAACAUGCGACAUCUCCUCCGGUUCUCCCGACGUUGUCGAGAGCCAGGAUGCCAACUCCUAUGUUGUCUUCUCCAACAUCAAAACUGGUCCCAUUGGCUCCACCUUCAACAGCGGCUCCACUGGUGGCAACGGCGGCUCUAGCACCACCACCACCACCAAGGCUCCCGUCACCACCACCACCCGUACCACCACCACUAGCCAGCCUACCACCACUGCUGGCUCUGGCUCCGGUGGCAGCGGUGCUGCUCACUACGCUCAGUGCGGUGGUAUUGGCUACUCCGGUCCCACCACCUGUGUCAGCCCUUACACUUGCACCAAGCAGAACGACUACUACUCCCAGUGCCUGUAA